This is a messenger RNA of Uloborus diversus, 2696 nucleotides long. RefSeq names its product protein CLEC16A homolog. The transcript is spliced from 16 exons. The coding region runs from base 302 to 2530 and encodes 742 amino acids. The record is from RefSeq and is a predicted model, not a curated record. Lineage: Eukaryota; Metazoa; Arthropoda; Arachnida; Araneae; Uloboridae. Gene Ontology annotation, cellular component: late endosome; endolysosome membrane. Gene Ontology annotation, biological process: endosome to lysosome transport; endosomal transport; regulation of autophagosome maturation.
AGUCCAAACCAAACUUGCUGAUUUAGUGGCAGAGCACCUUGAUCAUCUUCACUAUUUAAAUGAUAUUUUAUGUUUGAAGAUUGAUGCACUGAAUGACGUGCUUACAGAUCACCUUUUAAACAAGUUGUUGAUACCUCUAUAUGUAUAUUCUCUUGUGCAGAAAGCACCUCACCCUAACCCUGAGGAGGAUAAGCCUCAGGUUAGCUGUAUCGUCUCCCUUUUUCUUCUGUCACAGGUAUUUUUAAUUGUAUCUCACCACCCUCUUGUACAUAAACUGGCUUAUGUGAUCUUGAAUGGAGAAAUGUCUCUGUUUGAUAAUGCUGCUUCAAUAGCUUCUGCACUCCAUAAUGCUGGAGGCUCUUCUCAAGUAUCUGAAAAUGGGGUAGAUGCUCUUUCCAAUGAAAACUCUUCAAAUGAUGCUUUGCCAAGCUCACAGUAUUCAGAUACAAGCAGUAUGGAUCCUACUUCAGAAGGUGCAAAUAUAACAGAUGAAGAAAAAGUGGUUGCCGCCAAAAAAUACAUCCAAACAGAAGCUAUACAGAAAAUUUUUAACUUGUCACAAAGACCCUUUCUGCAAGCAAUCUUUACAGCUCUGGAUAGCACCGAAAAUGAUCAUGCUGCACUUUUUGCCUUAUGUGUUCUCUAUGCUUUAGGGUAUAACCCAGGUAUUAAUCAAGAUCUUCUUGACACAGUUCUGAUGCCUUCAAAUAAAUCAGAAACCAAGCUUUGCUACAAUGUAAAUUUGGUUGACAGAAUGAUAGAAAUCAUUAAACUCAGUUGUCAAUAUAGCAGUAAAGUGCGAAUAGCUACUCUUCAAAUGACUCUUUUGCUUUUGAAGCAACUUGCUGUGCGAGGAACUGAAAGUUUUCUGCUGGACAGGCACUUAGCUGCAAUUGAACAAUGUCGAGAAGAGAGCACGUUCUUACUUCGUAAUUUUUACAAAAGUGAAGAAAUUUUCUUGGAUAUGUUUGAAGAUGAAUAUGAGGAAAUGAAAAAAAAAACGCUUAAUGUGGAAUACUUGAUGAUGGAUGCAAACCUGCUGUUGCCUCCUACGGGUACUCCUAUGUCUGGCAUUGAAUUUCAUAAACGACUUCCAUGUGGAGAGGUUGAAAGAGCAAGGAGGGCUAUUCGAGUGUUUUUUCUGCUGCGAGACCUUUCCCUUACCUUGCAGAAUGAAACUGAAACUCAGCUCCCUCUGACCAAUCUAUCCGCUUGCAUCAAAGUGAAUGAUGCAUUAGAUCUCAAUAAUAGUGACCUAAUCAGUUGCACCGUUUGUACCAAAGAUAAUCAGAAAAUAAAGGGCUUUAUGGUGAUUGAUGCUCUGCAGCUGAUUCUUGUCGACCCUGACACAAAGCGUGUUGGUUGGGGAAUCGCCAAAUUUGUUGGAUUUCUGCAAGACAUUGAAGUGACAGGUGAUAAGGACGACAGUCGAUGCUUGCACAUCACCAUCCACCGACCAUCAAGCAUCGCCUCUGGCAGCAUUCGUUCCCCUCUCCUCGCUGCCAAGUUUGUUUUUGAUGACCACAUCCGAUGCAUGGCCGCCAAGCAGCGUCUUAGCAAAGGCAGACAGAAGGCACGCCAGAGGAAAUUAUACCAAAUAGCUCGCCUUUUAGAAUUGGCUGACCACAUACAACCUUGCCCUUCGCCUCUGAAACAUGGCAUUCACCCAGCCGUCAAGUCAGCGGAAUAUUCUUCGUUAAUGCAUCGCAGCCAGUCUCAAGACACAGGCCUUCGUGGGAGGCCUACACCAGGGCAAGCGAGACAUUGCCACCAUCGGCCAUUGAUGCCCACUUUUCCGGGGCACGUCACUAUGCUGAAGCACAGAGAGAGUGGAGAAUCUUCCAAUGCUUCUGAAAUCCCCGAAAAAAGCUCACGUCCUAGUGAAAGGAGGCGUAACAGUCCCUCAUCGCCUAAGAGACAUGGAUCACGAUCAAGGGAGUCUUCGCCCAGGCAGCAAGGAGCCAACAGCUGUGAAGAAAUUCCUCUUGAAGACUUGUCGAGGAUGCAUUCCUCUCGCCAUGGAAGUCCGAGCAUAAGACGUCGUAGCACGCCUGGUUUGCCUCAGGCUAGAAUCAGUGCUCCACCAGGACUUUGCCACCUCCACCAGCAGUUUGCAAUUGGACACAGCCAUAGUUCAACUACAAAUCUCAGCGAAAAAGUUUCGACUCAGGGGGAACAUGGUUCUGCAUCAAAUGAUGAAUUAUUUGCCGGCUUUACGGUUCCCACCGAGUCUUCCCAACCAGCUGUAAAUACUUCAGAAGUUCAAGCCACUGAAGCACCUACCUUAGUACCCUCUGAUCAACCCCUCAGUCCUGCUGAUGCAUCAUGUAGUAAACCUUGCUGUGCAGCUGAACAAUCAGAUGAAAAAUGCCAUUCAAGUCAAGUUGAAGAUCCAAACAGUACGGCAGGCAGCUCAGCAAAUUCCAACCAAAAUAUGGAUUCCUUGCCUGCUGAUGGAGAAACGUCUAUAGAUAGUACAAUUUCUAAUUCAACAUCGAAUAAAGUAAAAGGAGCGAUACAGACUAUAUAAACACCUGUAUCAUCUACAUGCACCUGAAUUGUGUACAAUAUUGUAUUUGUUGUGUUGUUGAAAUUUAUUUGUUAUAAUUUUAAAUAAUUUCUUGUUUUUUUUGCUUGAUUCACGUAACACUUUUCACAUGCAAUGCUCAAUAGUGUAAAGAAUAAAAUUUAAUUUU